Messenger RNA from Penicillium maclennaniae, 1164 nucleotides. RefSeq names its product putative aminopeptidase (gene lap1). Lineage: Eukaryota; Fungi; Ascomycota; Eurotiomycetes; Eurotiales; Aspergillaceae. The record is from RefSeq and is a predicted model, not a curated record. The transcript has 3 exons. The coding region runs from base 1 to 1164 and encodes 387 amino acids. Gene Ontology annotation, biological process: proteolysis. Gene Ontology annotation, molecular function: metalloexopeptidase activity.
AUGAAAUUCCUCGGCCCUAUUGCAUUGGGCGCUGCCUCUACUGCCUUCGCCGCGGUCCUGCCCCAGCAGGCCCCUCUGGUCCCCUCUAUUGUCCAGAAUGCCCAGACCACUAAGUGGCUGAUCGAGUUGGCCCCGUACCAGACCCGCUGGGUGACCGAAGAAGAAAAGUGGGAAUUGAAGUUGGACGGUGUCAACUUUAUCGAUGUCACCGAUGAGUUUCAGUCCGGCGAAUACGGUGCUCUCCACACUAAGCGUAUCGUCCAUUACCCCAAGUCUAUGCAGCAUGGGGAAGACAUCGCGCCCUUGACCGAAGACUUAUCCAAGUCCAACAUGAGGAAGAAUUUAGAGCACUUCACCUCCUUCCACACCCGGUACUAUAAGUCCCAGACCGGUAUCGACUCCGCCGAAUGGCUGUACGGACAAGUCAGCGACGUAGUCAAUGACUCCGGCGCUAGCGAUCACGGUGCCACUGUAGAAAAGUUCAGCCACCCCUGGGGUCAGUUCAGCAUCAUUGCCCGCAUCCCCGGACAGACCAACAACACAGUUGUGUUGGGUGCCCACCAGGAUAGCAUCAAUCUAUUUCUUCCUUCCUUCCUGGCUGCCCCAGGUGCGGAUGAUGACGGCAGUGGAACAGUCACGAUCUUGGAGUCUCUUCGGGCCCUGCUGCGGUCCGAGAUUAUCGCCAAGGGCCAGGCUGAGAACACGAUCGAGUUCCAUUGGUACUCCGCCGAGGAGGGUGGUCUGCUCGGUUCUCAGGCAAUCUACGGAAAAUACAAGAAGGAUCUCCGUGAAGUCAAGGCCAUGCUUCAGCAGGACAUGACCGGCUUCGUCCAGGGUACUUUGGACGCCGGACUCCAGGAAUCCGUCGGCGUGAUCAUCGACUACGUCGACCAGGGCCUUACCAACUUCAUUAAGGAAGUCAUCACCACCUACUGUGACGUCCCCUACGUCGAAACAAAGUGUGGCUACGCUUGCUCCGAUCACGCUUCCGCCAGCCGAUUCGGCUACCCCUCUGCCUUCGUCAUCGAAUCUCAAUUCGAGAACAGUGACAAGAAGAUCCAUACGACCGAGGACAAGAUCGAGUACCUCAGCUUCGAUCACAUGCUGCAGCAUGCGAAGAUGAGCCUUGCGUUCGCCUACGAGCUUGCAUUUGCACCUUUCUGA